Molecule: messenger RNA, 1543 nt
Organism: Fundulus heteroclitus (mummichog)
Lineage: Eukaryota; Metazoa; Chordata; Actinopteri; Cyprinodontiformes; Fundulidae
Product: histidine-rich protein PFHRP-II-like
Exons: 6
Coding region: 65-1543 (492 amino acids)
Source: RefSeq, a predicted model, not a curated record
UAUAAAUACUGACGAGGACUCCUCCAACAUUCAUCAGCUGACUGGCUGGCUGAGCAGUGCAGUCAUGAAGGUCCUCGUCGUCCUCGUCUUCAUCUUUCUCUCAGGUUGUAAUGGUGGACACUAUGAACCCCCAAGCCAAAGGCAGGUAGAAAUGGCGCAGGAUGCUUACUGGCAAUAUGUUCAGCAGUCAACGUCGACCCCAGAAGACUAUGUGCGGGAUAUCAGACACUCGCCUCCAGGACAGUAUCUGUGCUCCCUCAUCUCAAAGAGCAUCGACCUCAUCUACAACUUCUACCAUAAUGUGUACACUCAUAUAGUUCGGUGGACCAACAACUUUUACAAUAGCGUCCGCUAUGAGAUAGAUCACCUGAAGCAAGACCUGGAGCAUUUUCUGCUCUACCUGGAAGCUGACGUCCACCACCACGCCAAGGAGCUGGCAGCUCAGACCCGUUCCAAGCUGGAGGGGCUGAAGGAGAGUGCCGUCCACUACAUUGAAGCCCUGGACCCCAAAGGCUUCAAAAUUGCCCUGCAGGAGAAGAUCCAGGAUCUGCAUGAGCAUGUAGAUAAGUGCUUUGAACACCUGGAUAACACGCAUCAUCAUCAUCAUCCUCAUGACCACUAUGAUCAUCAUCAUAGUCACCCACAUCAUCGAGACCAUCACCAUCUUUUGUACAAACUUUUUGGUUACUCUCAUUAUGAUCAUCCCCAUGACCACAAAAACCACCAUGAUGACAAAAACCACCAUGACCAUCAUCAUGACCUCAAAGACCACCAUCAUCAUGACCACAAAGACCACCAUGAUGACAAAAACCACCAUGACUAUCACCAACUUUUGUACAAACUUUUUGGUUACUCUCAUUAUGAUCAUCACCAUGACCACAAAAACCACCAUGAUGACAAAAACCACCAUGACCAUCAUCAUGACCACAAAGACCACCAUCAUCAUGACCACAAAGACCACCAUGAUGACAAAAACCACCAUGACCAUCAUCAUGACCACAAAGACCACCAGACCACCAUGAUGACAAAGACCACCAUGACUAUCACCAACUUUUGUACAAACUUUUUGGUUACUCUCAUUAUGAUCAUCCCCAUGACCACAAAAACCACCAUGAUGACAAAAACCACCAUGACCAUCAUCAUGACCUCAAAGACCACCAUCAUCAUGACCACAAAGACCACCAUGAUGACAAAAACCACCAUGACUAUCACCAACUUUUGUACAAACUUUUUGGUUACUCUCAUUAUGAUCAUCCCCAUGACCACAAAAACCACCAUGAUGACAAAAACCACCAUGACCAUCAUCAUGACCUCAAAGACCACCAUCAUCAUGACCACAAAGACCACCAUGAUGACAAAAACCACCAUGACUAUCACCAACUUUUGUACAAACUUUUUGGUUACUCUCAUUAUGAUCAUCACCAUGACCGCAAAGACCACCAUCACCAUGACCACAAAGACCACCAUCACCACCAUCAUCAAGACCUCAAAGACCACCAUCAUCAUGACCACAAAGACCACCAUCAUCAUGACCAUCAUCUGA